AUGCUCUGUCUGGUGGUGGAUGCACUGCCGCCCACGGAGUGGGAGGCGGCGCUGGCGUGUCUGCAGGGGGAUCUGAGUGGGGACGCGGGCCUGCUUUGCCGCGUUAUUCCAAGGGUGCUCCCCGCCAGCUGGGAGUGCGCCCUGCGGCUCCUAUCCACGGACGGCGCAGCGACAAACACGGCGAUGGAGUGCGUCGUGGGAUGCGAGCAAGUGCCACUGCGGCUGCGAUUGGGGGCGUGGCAGCGCCUCCUGCCGUCGCUGCCGGUGUCGAUGAGGCACCAGGCGGCCCCCGUCUACCUCCGCCUUUCCCUUGCCGUCUCCGACCACGGCCGUUGCCUCCUGGCCGGCGUGGAUGGGCUCAGCGUGCUUGAGCGCUCUGUACGGGGCCUGCGACACGACUUUCGAAACUACGCCGCCUUCGUCUACCACCGCGCCGUCGUGCAUCGCCACUGGUGCCACGCCUCGCUUGACCCUGCGGCUGGUGUGAGGGCCUUUAGGGCUCUCAGUGGCAUCGCAGAGCGGGAUGCGCGGUGCGAGGUGAGCGUGGCUGCGCUGGAGCAGCUAAGCGACCUCGUCGGGCGGCAAUCGCCCGUAGCGUAG
Messenger RNA from Trypanosoma conorhini, 600 nucleotides. RefSeq lists its product as uncharacterized. The record is from RefSeq and is a predicted model, not a curated record. The transcript has a single exon. Bases 1 to 600 code for a protein of 199 amino acids. NCBI's taxonomy places the organism in Eukaryota, Euglenozoa, Kinetoplastea, Trypanosomatida, Trypanosomatidae.